Phanerochaete carnosa HHB-10118-sp is the source of this 1248-nucleotide messenger RNA. RefSeq lists its product as uncharacterized. Gene Ontology annotation, molecular function: oxidoreductase activity, acting on the CH-CH group of donors, NAD or NADP as acceptor. The record is from RefSeq and is a predicted model, not a curated record. Lineage: Eukaryota; Fungi; Basidiomycota; Agaricomycetes; Polyporales; Phanerochaetaceae. Bases 9 to 1046 code for a protein of 345 amino acids. The transcript has 9 exons.
AGCACAUCAUGGCCCCGUCAACGUACACACGCAUUACCCUGCAAGAGCGGCCCACGGGCGACAUCACGCCCAAGACCUUCCGUGUUGAAAAGGUACCGUUCGACCUGAAGCCGAAGCAGAACGAGGUGCUCGUGAAGACGCUGUACUUGUCGCUGGACCCGGCGCAGCGCACGUGGAUAAAUACUAGCGGAGGCUACAUGGAACCUGUCAAGAUUGGCGACGUUAUGCGCAGUGGCGGUCUAGGUGUUGUGGUUGAGGCGGGCCCGGGGAGCCAGCUGAAAGUCGGGGAUAUAGUCGAUGGCUUCCUAGGUUGGAGGGACUACGGUAUCCACGCGCACGAACAUAAGACCGUGCGAAAAGUCGAGGUUCCUCAAGGUUGUGAGCUAAUUGACCUGUUGGGCCCUCUGGGAUUAACGGGUCUCACCGCCUACUUUGGUCUGUUCGAUGUUGGCAAAAUCAAGGCUGGCGAGACGUUGGUUGUUUCUGGUGCUGCAGGAGCCACAGGCUCUGUGGUCUGCCAGCUUGGCAAGAAGGUCGGAGCCAAGGUUAUCGCCAUCGCAGGUUCCAAGGAGAAGUGUGACUGGCUCGAGAAAGACCUUGGCGUCGACAAGGCUAUCAACUACAAGAGCCCAACCUUCCGGAAGGACUUCGUCGAGGCCGUUGGGUACUUGGAUGUAUAUUUUGACAAUGUCGGAGGCGAUAUCCUCGAUUUGGCUCUCAGAAGGCUGAAUCAGGGUGCACGGGUCGCGCUUUGUGGAGGAAUCGCAGCUUAUAACUCACCACCAAAGGGCAUUACCGAAUACCUCAACCUCAUUGCCAAGAGAGCCGUCAUCGAGGGCUUCCUGGUCCUUGACUACGCGCACCGCUGGACACAAGCACGACAGGAGCUGUCUAAGAUGAUUCAAGAAGGAACACUGAAGCGACAGUUCCACGUCGUCGAAGGAAUCGAGAAGUGUCCGGAGGCGCUACCACUGCUCUUCUCUGGAGGCAACGCCGGGAAGCUAAUCGUCAAAGUCACGGACGAACAGACUUUAGCAAAGCUGUAGAGUGCGUAGAACACGUCGUGGAAAGCCGCGCUGCCAGGUGUCGGCUGUGCGUUGAUAGCGUCUGGUAGUACGCGGACCCGACAUGUCGUACAUGGUCUGAUCGGCACGGUGGAAAACGUAACGUCUAGCUAUAUCGCGUGGAAGCCGAAUGUAAUCUACGGAUGGUUCAUAACGUUAUAACAUGAUUUGGAGUGUUGUGUGU